This is a messenger RNA of Anarrhichthys ocellatus (wolf-eel), 1453 nucleotides long. RefSeq lists its product as uncharacterized. The coding region runs from base 266 to 595 and encodes 109 amino acids. The transcript has 7 exons. The record is from RefSeq and is a predicted model, not a curated record. Lineage: Eukaryota; Metazoa; Chordata; Actinopteri; Perciformes; Anarhichadidae.
AACGGGGUGCAAUUUCAACUUCGUAGUCGAAUUUCCAUCGCAUGAAGAGAGUGUCGAGCCAUGAGCUCCGACCAGACAGCUGGCAGACGUACUGACUGCAUCUCGACUGCUGAUGCCUGUACUGAGCCGAGAGGUGCGGAUGCGGUCUGGGUCCUGCUUCAGGAGUGAAGCCUCUCUGAAUUUAAACCAGAGGAACCAUGGACAAACCGGAGAGGUGUGGCUGUAAUGCUCAGGGGUGAGAAGGAGAGCAGCUGAGGAGGAGGAGAUGGGCUGCACCUCCACCAAGCAGGUGUCUGCGGUGCCCAACGGCGAAGAGGGCCAGAAUAAAGCCUACAGCAACGGGGACCUGCUCUCUGAUGAAUACAAGAUGAAAGGAGUGGAGAAAGUCAAGUUCAUCAGUGGAGAAGAGGGAGUCAUGGACGGCCAGGACAGCACAGAGAAAAGUGCUCUCCUUGGUAAAGGUCAACACAUGGAUGAAACGGGGUCAAACGGAAAUGGAAAGAUUCUGAGCAUCCACUCCUCAGAGAGUCAGCAAGAGUUCUUCAGGAUGUUGGAUGAGAAAAUUGAAAAAGGCCAGGACUACAGCUCAGAGUAGGAAGAUGUGACGCAGCACUGUGGUUGAGUAUCCAUUGGCCCCCGAUAUGAAAGAACCGUCAUCGCAGUGUUACGGACGGAUCGUACCAUGUGUCACCAUGAAGGAGGACUGUCCCUUGUAUGUACACGCCUGAGAAAAAUGGAGUACUGACUUGAAUCAAGCACCUUUUUGCCCUCCUGCUUACAGCAUUAGUUCCUGCUUCGUAUAUCAACCAAGAGGGAAAGGGCCACAAAUAUCAAAGAUGGUUUAAUAUUUUUAUGUUAGAGGUUUUUCUUCCUUAACGAAGCCAUUACAGGAUGACGACAUACAUGGCUUUUACCGAGACUUCCUAUAAACAUUUGAAACGUUCAGACUGUUGCACAUACACAUUUCCAACAACAGAGGCACCCUGCGGACUCUCAAAGUGAAGAUUAUGUCUCCAUCUGCAUCAUUUUGAACAUUUCAUUCUUGAAUGCCUCCCUGAAAAGUCAACAGGUUGGACACUUCCUGCAUUCCAAGACACAGUAUGAACCUCUUUUCUACAGUACAGUGUCCGUCUGUCCAUGUCUGUUUCUGCUACGAUGUAGAGUAUUUAUGUUGAAUAAGGCUCAGGGUUGAAGUGUUGUAAUCUCUGUCUCGUGUAUUCAAGUCUCUCCUUUCAUUAGGACACUGUUGCACCAUUAACACUCAUGCACUCAGACAGCAGGGUUAUCGAUGGCCACUGCUUCAGUAUCUGUCCCGUGUUGAACCUACAGCGUGGACUCUGCUACGUCACAUAAUAAGUCUGACUAUGUAUUGCGCUCACCAGUGUUAUGUUGUGUUCAGUUUCUUUGUUGACUUUUUGGUUUUCUAGAAAAAUAAAGUGUUUUCAGUAACUUA